Molecule: messenger RNA, 14121 nt
Organism: Ooceraea biroi (clonal raider ant)
Lineage: Eukaryota; Metazoa; Arthropoda; Insecta; Hymenoptera; Formicidae
Gene: dtn
Product: transmembrane protein 132C dtn
Source: RefSeq, a predicted model, not a curated record
UCGACAUUCGACAUUAUCCUGACGUCAGUCAAAGUGGCAAACAUAUCAAUUUAAAGUUGAAAGAAAAUAGACCUAUGUGACACUAAAUUUAUAAAUAGCAAAUUUGCAUCUCGUUUACCCUCACAUCUUCGCUCUUUCAUUUCCUCUCCCUCUUUCUCUCUCUCUCUCCCUUCCCCUUUUUCGCGUUUUUUUAUUUAUUGCAGUAAUAUAUAUGACGCGUCACGCUGUUUGCGUCUCUUGAUAAUCUAUACAUAUAUAUAUUUAACAAUGAAAUUUUUCUUUUUUCAUUAACUAUAUCACGUUAAUUGCUUUUAAUGCAUAUUAAUAUUACACAUAUGAAAUCUUUAGCCCGUACCACAAUUGAGCGGAGUACUCGAGCCACUUCAAAUAUGUGUAGUCUCUCACCAGCACUCAUUCUCGAGUGGAUGUGUACCUUCGUGCUUAGCUACGCUGUACGUGAUGUGAUAAUGUGAUGAGAAAUGGAGAUUAAAAUGAUUAAAUAGAGGCGACCCGUGCAACCACCGGUUACUAAGUUCCCGGAGAAGGUAAGAAAGGCUAGGUGUGCAUGACGCUAACUGCAAGUUAAUAUCGAUUGUCGUAUUUAUUUAAAUAAUAGAUGCGGACAAUGUAGGCGGAAAAUUGGCACUGUUGAGAUGCUACAAUGCAGACAAUAAGAAAAUAACAUCACCAUUUUUUGUGGAUAAAUCGAGUAGAGAAAAAUCUGACUUUUACAGAGAUUUUCUUGCAAUUCUCUUGAGAAAUGGAAUUAAUUUAAUUUACAUUUUAGAAAAUUAUGCUUUAUCUCGUGUACAUCACUCAACUUUCAUAAAAUUUAAUGUAGUUUCAUGGAGGAGGAGCAACAGAAGUCAUAAAAGGAUUUAAUAAUCGAUACCUCACCAUCAUAACGAAUAAAGUUUUCGAAUUAAAAUUCUUUUUUUUACGCGCAAAAGUUGAAAAGAGUUUACCUGCUCCCUUUGACACCUCUCAGGAGGAUUACUAUUCUUCGGAUUUGAAAGCAAAUUCGUGUCACGAGAAACGCUUUUAGAAAUAUGGAAUCUACAAAAUAUUGAUCGAAAGCAUUCUAGACAUUUAUGUAGCAUUUGGUUAUAUAAUUCGCAUGCGCAUGUUUGAAACGUCGUGAAUUUCGCAGUGAAUGAGCGAAUCAUAAAAAAAACGCAUUUCGCUGGCGCGACAUUAUUGUGUCGCGUUGAUCUUAUUUCUCUGUUUCUUGAUUUCUCUUUCGGUCGACAUAUUGCGUCGGUAUAUCAAGAAUAUCUGAAAAAUGUGUCUCGCUGAUGCGUCGCGUUACCGACGAUUAUCCUAUUUCUGCUUCCGCGUGUCUCUCAAUCACGCGCAUUUGCAUAAAGGAGCACAGAAAAUAGGUCAUUCUACGGCAAAAGAGAACGCGGUUGCAACUGCCGUCCAUGGGGAAAUGUUUUAACAAAAGUCUAAUAUUCUCUUUCUCUUUCCUCUUUCUCUUUCGUGUCACCUCCUAUAGAAUUCUUUCUUAACAAUAGCUGGAGUGUCGAGGCAUGCGGCGUGGCGAUGUCUUAUCGCGAUAUCAAGCGCGAUAAAAGUUUUCAUCUCAACCGGGUAACCGGGAGAAUGCGGCGGAUUUAAACGCGCGUUCAUCGUCCUGACUUUAUUCCGACAUUAAUCGCGCUUAUAUCAGAGACCUAACCUCUAGGCUCGCCAUAUUCCACAGCUUCACUAACGAGUGAGUUUUAUGCGUUUUCAUGAAUAACCAGAGACCAAAAUACAUUAUAGACUAUUCACAUAUAUAAUCUCAGAUUAAUUCUACAGGACGUCUUUGAGCAGCGGAAUAUAAAUCUUGAAUCGCAUUAAUUAAUUUCGUCUCGUUAGCGUUUUCCUCGAAAAUUUUACAAAAUUCUUUCGAGAGUCAUAUUAAAAUAUAUAGACACCUAUAAAAUUAUAAAUCAGUAUCAGAUUACUUCUCGCCCUCGGAUGAAGCGGACUGAAACAUUCGUACGGAACGUUGGAUGGUCCAAAGGUGAUAGACAACGCGGCUUCGAUCCGGAAACCAGAUAAAACUGUUAAGUAUUACAUAUCGAAACUGAGAAUGAUACCGACGUUUAGUACUAUCCUACUCUUCCGCGUGUCAAACGGAGCAGGUCGGCAUUCUCCAUUAAUAUUUAUGCCGAUGCGGGGUGUCGAUAUGUCGCGACGGCAAUUCAAGCUGUCACCGGCGAAGCGUGGCGCAACGACGUUGAGCCUGCGUAGCCGUGGUAUGUAGCCGCGGCCCGUUUCGAUUUUAAUUCGCACAGGUCGCGAUACAUACACACGUCCCAACAACAUCGUGAACAUAGCAGCAGCAGCAAGAUCUUACGGCGUCGCGCCGGCCGGCGCGGCGGCUGGCUCGCGAGCCGAGCGAAUACGAGAUUCGUCGUGCGCGCGCAGCCGGCAAGACCAGCUAUAAAGCAGCCACGGAGCAUGCCUACUCUCCAGUCUCCCCCCGCGCACUCCCGCACGCGUUUCAUCUUCACCCGCACCGCACCGCACCGCGCCACUCCACGCCGUGCCGUGCCAAAGCUGCGGCGAGUCGGUCAAUACUCCGAGCAACGCGGCGGUGAGAGCACGACGCACGUCGGCUGUACACACGCCGCCUCGCGCUCCGCGUCGUUGAGAAGGGAGAUACAGUUUCCUUCGCGCUUUCUUUUUCUCUCUCUCUCACUCUCUCUCCCUCGCUGUUUCUUCUCGCGCACCCGCGCGUGCGCGCGUAAUCUCGCUGCUCGCUCGUUGCGGCCCGUCGCGACAAACGCGAGGAACGCGUCGUCUCGUCGUCCUCACGUAACGUCAUCGCGUUCGACUCCGGCGUGCAUCGCGGGCGCCGGCAAGCGCGACCGUCUUCUCUUCGCUCGUCGUGUGCACGCGCUUGUACGAGGAGCAUACGGACACAUCCGACGUACACGUACACGCGGACAGACAGGGGAGUGCGUGAACGUAGUGCCGUAUAUUACGCACGCGUAGACGCGCACGUCGUGCGAGCGCGCGAGGAGGCGGCGCGCGCGUCCACCGAACAGCGUCGUCCUCGUCGUCCUCGUCGUUUCAUAUUCCAUUCGUUCGACACGCCGUUUCGUCGUUCGUCCGUUCGUGCGUGCUCGUGGCAUUUGCGAGAACGCUGCGCGUGAGUACGAUGUGAAGGAGCAACUUCGGAGCGCUGCAGAGGACACGGUCUCGGGACACAGUGAAGUUGGUGACCGGACACAAGUGUGAAGUUGGCGAGGGACAAUCCGAGCGUCGUUCGAACGACGUGAUUCUCUCAGUGAUCCCGCGUGCUCCGUCGCAGAUAGUCGCGGUGGGUGCGUCUUCGCCGCGUUUUCCUCGCGGGCAGAAGGCAGGACCGAGCGGAAAGCAGGAGCACUCUCCUCCCAAGUGUCAAGCCAGCUAUGCGUUUCGGUGCGUGAUGGACAGGCGAGCCUUCCCAGCCAGCAGCGGCGGCUGCUUCUCGACCGGCAGACUCAUGGAUACGUGGAUACUCUUCCUCUUCGUCGCCAUUGCCGACGUGACGGCGUCAGUGGAGGUUCACUUCGAGAACAAGGAUGGCGGAUUCUUCCUGAAGCAUACGACGCGACAGUAUUACCCGGCUCGCACGCCGGACCCAGCACCGGCAUUGUCGACCGGCGCGUCGAACAGCAGCCCGCCUGGUGUGGUACCGUCUCCGCCGCCCGGCUCCAUCCUCUCGAUCGACAAGUUCACCGUCUUCCAGACGAGCGAGCCGGUGUCGGUGCGGGCCACGUACGGGCCUUUCAGCACGAAGCAGACCGUUCCGGCGCGCUACAUAGUCCCCGAUCCGCUGGACACGCUACCGGCGCCGGAGACGCGACGUAAUCUCACAGCAGCAACGAUCCUGGACGCACAGGAGCUCGGCGCACGUCACUUGGACAUGUCGGCCCACCUGGUGGGCAACAGCGUGCCGCGAGACUCGCCGGUGCUCAGGGUGCUCUUCCACGCCGGCAGUGAGGCCGGCACGAGGCGUCAGCUGAUGGCGCGACAUCAACGGGUCUGCGUAGUCUUGCAUGCCAGCCUGGUCAGCCCGUCGCGGAACAACGCCGCCAGCAGGAGCAACAACGGCCGCGGCUACUCUUCCUCUUCCUCCUCGUCCUCGUUCUCCUCCGCCUCGUCGUCGUCUUCUUCGUCAUCGUCUUCGUCCUCCACGCUCACGGCUGCCUGCAGCCCCGACGGCGAGAACGGCGUGUGCCUCGCACAGAUCACCAUACCGGCCGAUUGGUGGCCACCGUUGCCACCGCCCGACGCCUCCGGUCGCGUCAAGGUCGCCAAGAGCCUGCCGCGAUUGAUCCAGGUCGCUUACUCCGUGCUGGAACCGCGUACGGAGGAGGGAGCACUCGGAGGAGGUAGCACAAGCCCUGACGGCAACGGCGAAUCGGGAUUCUGCAGGCCCAGAGUGCAAAUCCAACCUGUCACCCCUCUGGGCCAGAUACCCUUGGCACCCAACAGGGCGGACUACAAGGAGCUGAGAGCGGACGACUCGCUGACGUUGCUGGUACCGCAUGAACCGCUCUAUCCAAGGUCCAGGCUGCACGUGCCGGCCUUCCUGCACCCCGCCAAAGUGACGGAUUCCCGACAAGAGCGGCCGCCGUUGAUCGUCACAGUUUACCUCAGGGCGAGGGUGAAAUCUGGCGUGAAGAUCCUGGAUGCUUCGUCCAGCAGCCCGGACUGGACCGUGACUAGCGAAGUCAACGCGAAGAACACUGCCGCCACGUUCACGGCACGACGCAAGGAGAAUGCUUCGCGUGUACCAAGCACAUCUGCUGAGGAAAUAAUGACGAUGCUGCUGGAGGCCUGCGAGGAAGAGGAGAUACGCAGGAGCUGGGACGGCGGCAGGAUCGUGUGGAGCGUGCGUUAUGAGCUCGAGGGCGAGGAGGAGAACGGUUCGCAGUUGACGGGGGCCGAUCAGCUGCAGCCACGUAUGCAACAGCGCCAACUGCAGCACCAUCAUCAUCAUCAUGUCGAGAGGCGGAAACUGCAGGCUCGGCUCGAGAUACAGAAGGAUGAUAUACAGGCGGUACUUCCGAUCUCGAAGAACUGGGAGGUGAUGAACACGGCGGUAUUGACGGGGCGUCAGGUAUCGCAGGGGAUGAAGGUCUUCAUCGUCAGUCAAUCCGGCGCUGUAGCUGACGUCACACUGCAGUCGUCCUGUCAUUCCGAGGACGAGAGUGUCCUCAAGGUAUCGUCCUCGUGCAGCAGUGUGUAUGUGGAUGGCUCGGAGAUCAGAGGUUCCAGCAACGCGUCGGUCCUCGUUAAGUACGGCACGUAUACAGGCUUGGCGCGGUUCACCGUGUGGAUGCCCGAGUUCCCUCUGGAAGUAACUGUCGGUGACACACGGCUCAGCCAGAUAAAGGGUUGGAAGGUGUCGGAGGAGCACGCGGCGGGCGCCAAGAGCAAGCGCAGCUUGUUGAACACGACAAAGACAGAGGAACAGACAGGGUCCUCGGCGGAAUCGCCGUCUCCCGUGACCGCGCGAACGAAGAAAAGGAGCGCUGUCGAGCUCGAGGAAUCGAUAGAGGAUACUUCCCUGGACGUGGACGACCCGGACGUGAUCCUCGAGGAGGACGAACAGGAGGAGCGGAGCUUUCGCAACGGGAACGAUCACGGAUGGGAUACUGUCAACACGAUCGAUCGGAAUCCGGCUAAUUGCAGAUUGCGAUUCCAACAGAGCCCGGUCGAGGUGCACGCCCGUUUCCUGGCGAACGAUCAUGACACGGGCCGAGAGUCGUACUUCGUUAAUCGUCGCACUUGGCUGCGCGUCACCGACCUGGUGGCCGGCAUGCUGCGCGUCUCCGAUCCCAGAAUAGCGACGCUACUUCAAGGUAGACUGGUACAGGGACGUGGGGUAGGUCGCACGGAGGUGCAGGUGCUGUCGCCGCUCACCGGUCGGGUAAUCGGUGCGAAAGAAGUCAGAGUCGGCAACGAUCGUGUGUCCGUGACGCGUCUAUCCGUUCGAGUGGUAUCCGGACUUCAGCUGAGCAUCAGCCCCGACACCGCGAUCGAGAACGGAUACGUCGCCGAGACUUCAGUUACCAGGAGACUGACCGCUCAGUAUCAGGAGGGUCUACUGGACAUUGACGUGGAGUUUUCGGACGGUACCCGCACGCCUCUGAGGGAGAUCGCCGUGACCGAUUACCACUUGCUGGUGGAGAGCUUGGAUCAGGACGUCGUGGCAUUCGCACCGAUGGUCGCCUCGCAUCACCCACGAGUGAUUGCGAUUGGCGAGGGCCGUGGCGACUUGCUACGCGUGAGUCUACAGCUCGACGAGUCCUGCCGGCUUGCUGGUAGACGAUCAGGCAAGGGCUCCCAGAGAACAGCGGUUGCCGUUCUGGCAACCGCGACCGCUGGCGUUGAGGUGGAUUUCGCGUCGAGCGACGUGCCCAAUCGACCGGAAUUCGUGCAGAACGACGGCGGCGGCACCGUCGGAUCCCACCAUCACAGAGAACGCAAAACCAGCCGGGGUGAAGUGGCGUCUGAUCUGCAUGACAUUCUCAUCGGGUUACCGCUGAAAGACGAGAAAGAUGGGCACGAGCACGAGCCUUUGGUGCAGGCACGGCAGCAUCGCACGGCUAUAGCUAAUGGCAUGUCUUCAGGGGGUAUGGGCGUCGUCGGCGUGCGUCAUCACGGCGUCGGGGCGCGCAUGAGUCCGCUCGAGAUCGGGAUGUACGUGCUGCUCGCGGCGUUCUGCUUCGCGAUCGUUGUCUUUGUCGUCUCCUGCGUGGUAUACGCCAGCAAGUUCAAGCCACAACCGCCGGACUCACCGCUGACCGGCUCGGCCGUACCGGUGCUCUCGGGCGCGGGUGCGAGGGCACGCGCCGCCGCGAACCAGCUGGCGUCCGGCAAACGGCAAACACCUCGUGAAUCGACCACCAACGCACACGACUGGGUAUGGCUGGGAAGAGCGACUCUCGAACGUGCCGCCUGCGGUCCGCAACAGGUACGCGUGACGAGUAAUCCGCUGGCCGGUGAAGCGGAACCCGAAGCCGAACUGGGCACGUGCUUCGACAAUCCGAACCACAUCGAGUUGCCGUCUGUUAAUCAACGACCUAAUGGCGGUGGUACCAGCGCCAUUGACACCACGACUUACUGUAAGAAAGACAGAGUAGCGCGUAGUUUCGCGGCGAAAUCCGCCGUCAAGCCGUCGGCGGUGAUAACACCUACCACUUCUACAACGGCGACAACAUCAGCGUCGAUGGUGACUCCGGUGAUGAUCACCACGCGGAAUGACAACGAUGACAUUCCCCCGCCCUUGCCGCCGCACGGAGUACCUACCGCUAUCUCGGUAUCGACAACAUCGGCGACUGCGGGAACGGCGAUGACGAACAGUGCCAAUAACGGCAAUACAAGCGAGGAUUACAAACCGCCGGUACCGCCGCAUAGGAACACAGGGGUGAACGUGCGGCUACCAGAACCGCCGCGGAAGCAUCGACACAGGGCGUCCAGUGGCGGCAGCGGCAGCCAUCACGGGAAUAAUCAUCGACACAGCGGCAAGCCGCCGCAGCAGUCGAAUCACAACGUAGUCAAACCGCACGGAAAGGCCAGAGUGGACAACGCGAACAACAAACAGAACGGAGGUGAGGACGAGGAAUUCGUGGAGCUGGUGAAUCACGACGACAACAGACACCACGCGAAGGACGCCGGCAGGUCCCGAGAGAUCAAGAGGGCAACCAUAGUCGGUAAUCCGAUGUUCUCGUCGUUCUCCACGUCUGCCGUGGUCUCCACGGUCUCGAACUCGUCUAUUCCUACCGGCGGCACGGCCUCAUCCACCACUACGUCCCCGCCGUCUUCGUCACCGUCCGCCUCCUCCUCGUCCUCCGCCUCCUCCACUGCCUCGUCCUCUUCUCAGGAGCAGGAGGAACCGGUGCCGCUCGACGACCUCAAUCUGGGUAUGGACUACAACCAGAUCAUGCAGUACUUCGACAACCUAAAGGAGUCGAAUGCCUAGGUAGAGCCGUUCGACCUCUUUGAAGGUCGAGCAGUAGUCAACGUCGAUACGAAACAUCGGGAUCCUCACUAGUAGACACAGGCCGAAUCGCUCAUCCUCGCGCUUCUUCUCUCGAGGAGAAUUCUGUCGAGGAUGUCCGCGACAGCUCGCGAACGGGAACGAGAUUCCGCUACGUCAACGACGAUUUCCCGAAUGUUUCGUAUUUUAGACUAUAAUCUAGUCAGCUUCCUAGCAGCACAUCAAGAAUAACGCGCAAAUACAAAUACAAUACACACACACACACACACACACACACACACACACACACACACACACACACACACACACACACACUCGCGCGCCUCUCGCGCCACAAACGCAUACACAAAUCCACGUACGCGCUCGUAUUAAUGAAAUUAAGAAAGAGAUAACUUCUUUCACACACGAUUUAUACAGUCUCUUGACAAUUUGUUACGACCGCUAACAGUUUUCGGACGCAGAGGGUAAAAGUUCCUGCAUUAUGAUAUAAUUUGCCGUGAUACAUUCAUAUUUUUUAUCGCGCGCCGAUACGUAAAUAAUGAUACGUAAAAUAUAAUAAGACGAAGAAGUUUUAUAUUAUAUCAAUAUCUUACAGCUCUCCGAUACACGCGAAGAGGAUAUAAACAUAUAUAUGCAUAUAUUUUCACUAUAUUUUUUUACGAAUUUUUUACGAAUUAUCAUUAUCAGUGAUCCGACAUUUUCCUUUUUUGCUGACUUGGUUUUGCUAUUUUCAUUUGAAAUUCUUGUUACGUUUUUUAAUAGCUGAAUUUUGUCUAUUGUCGCCUGGCAACAUUUAAUAGAUUUAAUCUGUUGUAAUUUUACCUCUUAAAUAUGCAUAUGAGAAUAUUAUUGGAAUAUCGUGACUGCGAAGACUUGUUGGCGUAAUAAAUAGUCGGAGCACUGUUCGUACACGCAAGAGGCUUUAAAAAAAACUGACUGUCGGUGGCCAGUGGGGUAGGUAGAUCGCUCGCUCGACGACGAGCGUCACACGAUGUUCCGACGUUCCGUUCCUCGCUGCGAGCUUUUUUUUUGUUUUCUGCAGGACCAUUGUCGGUCCUCGCUCUUGCCCCGCGCCAUCAUGAUCUCUCGCUCAAACCCUUCCUCCGCUAUCAUGAUUUCUCCCCUGGUCGAGUCACAAGAGAUGAAUAUCCUUACGACGUUUUUUACUUUCGAUCGCGCACGAUUAAUUGCAAAGAAUUCUCUGGCUUGUGCUAUUCUCAUAAAUUUUCCAAAUGUACUAUACUUAGCUUUGUGUUAUGAUAUAUCUAGCGGCAGAAUCCUUCAAAUUUCAAAAAUUUGAAAAUCUGAUUUUCCGAUUUUGCGCAAGAAAUUUGUGGAAAAUAACAAAAGAAUAAAAAUUUUAUCGUAUCAUGUUAACGAAUAAUCUCUAUAUUUAAUAAAAAUACAUCAAUAUUAUCGCAAAACUAAUUUCAAUCAUCAAAAGACCGUUAUGUUUUAUCUGCCGUAAAAAAAAGGAAGAUUUUACGUGUUGGAUCUUUCAUCUUGAAUCUUCCAUUCACUGAAUACUCGCUUUAUACGUGGCACUGUCAACAGUGAAUUGUGCAAUUCGCUAAACUUGUCAAUCAGUAACUGGGUGUAUGACCAGACAGAAGUCAAUAUACGAUGCGCGAUCAAAUUUGACGAGCACGUUUGCCUCGCGACUCGACCGGAUCGCAUUGGAGAAGAUAUAUUUAUUCGAUCGACCAUACGUCGUAAUGUUUGUAAAUUUUGCUUUGUAAGACUGUGUACAUAUAUACAUUAUACAUAUACGCGCUAGCGCAUAUAUUAAUUAUGGACUUACAGGUUUAAAGUUACAUUUGUAUGGCUAAUAGGGAAUCGCGAAUCGUUCCGCGCGUCGCUCGACGAAAAAAAAAGAACAGUCAGAUAUAUUGAAGGAGGAGACGUCGACGACGGAAAUAAGCGUAUACGUUAGACACUACGAACGCUGCUCUCUGACAUCGCUUUCGAAUUAUCCUACAGUCCCCUCAAGACCACGUAAAUUCCAUGAAAUCCUUCUAGGUACCUCGCGCGUACUCGUAAUCAGCAGUUUUUAUUAUGCCGAAAUCCCCGCGCGUAUUUUCGCCACGUGAAUGCAUCCGCAAGCGUAUGUGACAUCGUUAGGUGAGAUCAGUAUCAUGGAGCAUCUAGAUGCUAGUACCUAGAUGUAUAACGCACGCGUAGACGCGUGCCUAGGUACGGUAUCGAGAUACGGUAUCUCAAUCGAGAGCAUUUUUGCUUUGAACAUUUGUAUCUAGGUACUGUAUCCGAAAUAUUGUAAUAUGUAUAUACAUAUGUACUUGCCAUAUCAAGUGUAUAAUUGUAUAUUUAUCGUGAAACACUCAUCUACGAGAUAUCGAAAUCGGUCGAAGCAUUCUAUGCAAUAGGAGGAAGUCCUACAUAGAGAUUCUAGUUCGUUUAGUAAUGCGUUUCUAUUUAUUUACUAGACUUAUGAUUAUUACUUUGUGAUAAUUGUUUAAUGUUUAGCAAUAUUUGAGAUAUUUUAUAUGCGUACCUUAAGUGAUAUCUGAAAGAAUAUUGUAUCGUUAUGUUGCCACAUCAUUAGCAUGUACGUUUGUACCUAGAUACAAAGAAACUUGUAAAAGUGUAUAUAAACUAAAUGAACGAUAUUAAAAUGGCUUAUUUUAAUGAAAAUUAUAUAUUAUAAAUCAUUGCCAAUGUCGAACAAGCGAGAAAUAAUGGAAUAAUUAUUAGUUAACAUGUUUGAAACAAUAAUUCUUUAAAAUCUUGAUUAAUAAUUCAUCAACUCUUUCUUUAAUUCACUCAUUAAUCAGUAUUGUAUAAAAGAAGCAAAACUGUAUAUAACGCGAAACGAAAAUUAAACUGUGAAACAUGUUUCAUAUUUUUUCCUAAUCAUAUAAUUAACUUCGUCAUUUAAUUUAAUCUCUUAAACGUAAGAGAUAAUCUUAAAGAUUCUGCACGAUCAUUAAAUAAUCAUCACAGUGUGUUUGUUUGGUUUAUACGCGCUUUUACUCACUUAUAUAUAACAGCGAGAAGAAAACGUAAGAGAAAGAAGGUUCCGUUUGUUCUUCCCAGUCGACUAAAACUAGUUAGCAACUCAUACACAGUCGUCCCAUUGUUUUCCAUUAGAAAACUGAUCACCGCGAAACGAUCGAGUGCAAAGAAAGCAAGAAUACUAGGCGUGAAGUGAACAACCUACUCCAAGGAUCAACCAGAAAACCUAUUAAUUAUGUAUGCAUCUAAGAACUACGUGUCUAAGUAUGUAUGUAACUAUGUAAGUUGUGUGUUAGCACAUCGCGUGGGACAAUAGUGAUCCAAUCCAUCGGCGGCGAACGGCGAACGCGGCGCCUCGUUAUCGCAAUAGCACGGUGAAACGAAUGAAUGUAAUACACGAUUGUGAAAGAUUGACGAAAAAAAUCGAAAUAACGUCGGACUAUCCCGCCGAGAAUCUAGUCUUUUUUUAGCGUAAUUUUACUAUAGUAUAUAUAUACAUAUUAUAUAUAUAAUCAACGUAAAGUGUACGAUCUACGUUGCCUUUCGCCCGAUGAUAAUAUAAUAUAUUAUCUCUUUAUUUGUCCCGCGAUCAUUAUGCGUAUAAAGCUUGAUGUAUAUACAAUCAACCCUUUAACCGGUAUGGCGGAAACCAAUGUUUUUCAUUCAUUACGCUCUUAGAAUUGUUCAAAGGAAAACUAUUGAGACGUAUCUAUCGAUAUUUUUUAUGACUGGCUAAUUUCGUCUUGCGCAAAAUGGAAAUACAAUGGUACAGCAUUUUGUUACGAUACAAACAGUGCGGUAAAUUUUACUAAUUGGAAACAUGAUAGGAGACGCUUAGUGCAAUAACGUUUGAAGCUACAAGAAGAUAUAAAUAUAUAAAUAUAUACAUAGUCUCAUAUCAUAUCGUAAGACUGCGCCAUUUAAUCGAGGGUUGAAUAACUUUCGAUGGCAGAAAACGCGUUUUCCUUUCAAACUAACUAUCGAAUUUUUAUGAGUUUUAUGAGGCCAAUCGCUUUAUCUCAUUUUGUUUCUCUCCUUCGAAUGGACGUAGAAGCGAUCAAACUCAUUAGCGGACACGGCGAAAACUUGUACGAAUCGAUCAUAUCUAAAUAUCAAGCGAGACAGGCGCGCGCUAAUCGUUCAUAGCCAUUAUCUAACGAGUUUGAUAUAAGGGCACCCUCGGUGAUUAUCAUGAUGCCAUAGCGUUUACUUAGUCUUACUGAGAGUGAUCGAAGUCAGUGGCUUGUAUGUUAGUACAUAUAUAUAUCAUCGCGUGAUACAUACUAAACACACAGAAUAGACGAGACUUCAUGUACAUACGCACUUCUAAUUCCACGUCACUUAGAUGAAAAACUCGUGCUUCUGUAGUGUCGACAUGCUCGUCGCGAAUAAAGCCACGCCGAAAAACGUAUUCUUCUCAAUAUGAUCCAACGAUUCCUGGCAGGAUUUUUGCUCGCGCAGAAUAUUGUACAAGACAGCAAUUUUUUCUUGUACUUCCUCUUUUAUCGUUUUAAUUUAAUUUUUUUUUCCUUAAAACAUUUGCAAUACUAAGAGCACGAAAAGUUGUAUGCAGUAUGUUUGCAAUACUAAUUACUGGAUCGCGUUCAGGGAUCGUUGGUAAUUUCCUCACAUCUCUCUACCCCCAUAUUUCCCACGAUUCAUCCGAUUCAUCUAAUUCCUACUCACGACCAAUGUAAUAAGCGAUGGUGGAUGACACACGUUGCAUUUGUCUUUCCACGCCUCCUUUCCUGUCGAAUUCUUGUCGAUUAAAGAUAGACUCAUCGCUGACUCUGCAUCCGCACACAUUCCUCAGACACGAUGUCGCCCUAUUAACGUUAAGUGUGAUGCGCGGAACUGAAGGAAGAAAGAAAGAAAGGAGGAAAGAAGAAGCGAUAAUUAGUAUAGUUACUAAUUGUGCUCGCGACGAUGACGCUUGAGCGACGUCGUCGGCGAGCGAACGCCGACGAUGGCGGUGGUGAUCGCGUCUACGACAACGAUAGUACGACGCAGGUGUCCUCCGAAUUAGACAAUUCUAGAAGAUGAUGAUCGUUGAUGUGCAGGAGCUCAUGAGAUUUCAACGGUUGUCUCGACAAAUUCCAAAGUAUAAAGCGGAAGAAUUAUUCUCACAUUUUCUCAUUCAAGACAAACAUCUUUUCCACAUUUGGAAAUAUCAUGCGUCACAUGUGUAACAUCGGAUCUAUAUUUUUCAAAAUUUAAGACCGAUUUAAAAUAAGGUUUUUAACUGCGCAUAUAUCACCGGAAAGGCUACAUUGAAUUACCUCGACUAGUUAAAACAAGCUUGAAACGUCCCAUCUCAUUCUGAAAUCUCAUGAACUUUCGUUCCGAAAUAAUUGAAGAAAACAUUUUCAUUAAUAAUGUUCUCUUUAUUCUAAAAAUUCAAAGGCGCUUUGCUCGUUUGUACUAUCACAAGCGUUGUAUCAGCACGAAUAUCAGAGCCAUUCCAUGAUGCCGGAUGACAGAUUUUGCCGACUUUACUAAUCAAUGAACAGUAAAAAAAAUGAUGAGAGUGAAUGUCAUGCGUAAGUGACUUACGCAUUGAUGUUCGACAUCCAUUUUCUCGUUCAAGGAACAGAAAUAAGCAGCGUAUUAAAUCUGAUACUUCUUGCCUUCUUAUUUUCUUCACAGUAGAUCUCCAUUUUCAUAAUUGCCAUUCAUCGCAAGUUCGCGAGAGAUGAACCGUAAUCGCAAAGGCAGCUUCUCUGAAACCCAUCACAUCCGGAACUGUGGAAUGACCGUCAUUAGUAGAAGUAUUAUCAUCAUCAUCAUGUCUAUUAUCGAUACUCUACUGCUAUUGUUACCUACCUGUAGUACUAUCAUUAUAUUAUUGUCAUCGUUGCCGUUGCUGUUAUUGUUACUGAGAUAUUGUUGCUGCUGUUGCUACUGCUAUUACCAUCGCCACGUCGAUCGCGCGUGCGUACACCCUGGGGGAGACACGAGGCGUCGUUGACGUCGCCGUCGCCGUCCUCGUCGCCGUGGCCGUCGUCGUCACCGUCGACAUCGAUGUCGGCGCCGCCGAUACGCUAAUUAUAACAAUAAGAUACGACUAUCGCCUAUUCAAUGUACAAUAUGUAGUAUUUACCUGUUGUUACCAUCAAACCGUCAUCAAAGAUAUAUAAAAAUAUUGUAAUUGUAACAUA